GCCAUGUUGUCGGAGUGAAAGGUAAGGGGGAGCGAGAGCGCCGGCGAGCGAAGAUCGGGGGGCCGGAAUCCAUCUUCAUCCUACCGCUCCGCCCGUGUUGGUGGAAUGAGCGUUGCAUGUGUCUUGAAGAGAAAAGCAGUGCUUUGGCAGGACUCUUUCAGCCCCCACCUGAAACAUCACCCUCAAGAACCAGCUAAUCCCAACAUGCCUGUUGUUUUGACAUCUGGAACAGGGUCGCAAGCGCAGCCACAGCCAGCUGCAAAUCAGGCUCUUGCAGCUGGGACACACUCCAGCCCUGUCCCAGGAUCCAUAGGAGUUGCAGGCCGUUCCCAGGACGACGCUAUGGUGGAUUACUUCUUUCAGAGGCAGCAUGGUGAGCAGCUUGGGGGAGGAGGAAGUGGUGGAGGCGGCUAUAAUACUAGCAAACAUCGAUGGCCUACAGGGGAUAACAUUCAUGCAGAACACCAGGUACGCUCUAUGGAUGAAUUAAAUCAUGAUUUUCAAGCACUUGCUCUGGAAGGGAGAGCUAUGGGCGAGCAGCUCUUGCCAGGUAAAAAGUUUUGGGAAACAGAUGAAUCCAGCAAAGAUGGACCAAAAGGAAUAUUCCUGGGUGAUCAAUGGCGAGACAGUGCCUGGGGAACAUCAGAUCAUUCAGUUUCCCAGCCAAUCAUGGUGCAGAGAAGACCUGGUCAGAGUUUCCAUGUGAACAGUGAGGUCAAUUCUGUACUGUCCCCACGAUCGGAGACUGGGGGACUAGGCGUUAGCAUGGUGGAAUAUGUGUUGAGCUCAUCCCCGGGCGAUUCCUGUCUAAGAAAAGGAGGAUUUGGCCCAAGGGAUGCAGACAGUGAUGAAAACGACAAAGGUGAAAAGAAGAACAAGGGUACGUUUGAUGGAGAUAAGCUAGGAGAUUUGAAGGAGGAGGGUGAUGUGAUGGACAAGACCAAUGGUUUGCCAGUGCAGAAUGGGAUUGAUGCAGACGCCAAAGAUUUUAGCCGUACCCCUGGUAAUUGCCAGAGCUCUGCUAAUGAAGUGGAUCUUCUGGGUCCAAACCAGAAUGGUUCUGAGGGCUUAGCCCAGCUGACCAGCACCAAUGGUGCCAAGCCUGUGGAGGAUUUCUCCAACAUGGAGUCCCAGAGUGUCCCCUUGGACCCCAUGGAACAUGUGGGCAUGGAGCCUCUGCAGUUUGAUUAUUCAGGCACGCAGGUACCUGUGGACUCAGCAGCAGCAACUGUGGGACUUUUUGACUACAAUUCUCAACAACAGCUUUUCCAAAGACCCAAUGCACUUGCUGUUCAGCAGUUGACAGCUGCCCAGCAGCAGCAGUAUGCACUUGCAGCAGCCCACCAGCCUCACAUCGGUUUAGCUCCCGCUGCGUUUGUCCCCAACCCAUACAUCAUCAGCGCUGCUCCCCCAGGGACGGACCCCUACACAGCUGGAUUGGCUGCAGCAGCGACACUCGGCCCAGCUGUGGUUCCUCACCAGUAUUAUGGAGUCACACCAUGGGGUGUCUAUCCUGCCAGUCUUUUCCAGCAGCAAGCUGCUGCAGCUGCAGCAGCCACAAACUCUGCUACUCAGCAGAGUGCUCCUCAGGCCCAGCAGGGACAGCAGCAGGUUCUUCGUGGAGGAGCUAGCCAGCGUCCUUUGACUCCAAAUCAGAACCAGCAGGGACAACAAGCAGAUCCCCUUGUAGCAGCGGCAGCAGUGAACUCUGCACUCGCCUUUGGACAAGGAUUGGCUGCAGGCAUGCCAGGUUAUCCAGUCUUGGCACCUGCUGCUUACUAUGACCAAACUGGUGCCCUUGUGGUGAAUGCAGGGGCAAGAAAUGGCCUCGGAGCUCCAGUUCGGCUUGUUGCUCCAGCCCCAGUCAUCAUUAGCUCCUCAGCUGCACAAGCAGCUGUGGCAGCUGCUGCAGCUUCAGCAAAUGGAGCAGCCGGUGGUCUUGCUGGAACUACAAAUGGACCAUUUCGACCUUUGGGCACCCAGCAGCCCCAGCCCCAGCCUCAGCAGCAGCCCAGUAACAAUCUGGCUUCCAGCUCUUUCUAUGGCAACAACUCUCUGAGCAGUAACUCCCAGAGCAGCUCCCUCUUCUCUCAGGGCUCUGCCCAGCCUGCCAACACGUCCUUGGGAUUCGGAAGUAGCAGUUCCCUUGGUGCCACCCUGGGAUCGGCCCUUGGAGGGUUUGGAACAGCAGUUGCAAACUCCAACACUGGCAGUGGCUCCCGCCGUGACUCCCUGACUGGCAGCAGUGACCUUUAUAAGAGGACAUCGAGCAGCUUGGCCCCCAUUGGACACAGUUUUUAUAACAGCCUUAGCUUUUCCUCCUCUCCUGGACCCGUGGGCAUGCCUCUCCCUAGUCAGGGACCAGGACAUUCACAGACACCACCUCCUUCCCUCUCUUCACAUGGAUCCUCUUCAAGCUUAAACCUGGGAGGACUCACAAACGGCAGUGGAAGAUACAUCUCUGCUGCUCCCGGUGCCGAAGCCAAGUACCGCAGUGCAAGCAGUGCCUCCAGCCUUUUCAGCCCCAGCAGCACCCUGUUUUCUUCCUCUCGUUUGAGAUAUGGAAUGUCUGAUGUUAUGCCCUCUGGCAGGAGCAGACUUCUGGAAGAUUUUCGAAACAACCGGUACCCUAAUUUACAACUGCGGGAGAUUGCUGGGCAUAUCAUGGAAUUUUCUCAAGACCAGCAUGGUUCUAGAUUCAUUCAGCUGAAACUAGAGCGUGCCACAGCAGCUGAACGCCAGCUUGUCUUCAAUGAAAUCCUCCAGGCUGCGUACCAACUUAUGGUGGAUGUGUUUGGAAAUUACGUCAUUCAGAAGUUCUUUGAAUUUGGCAGCCAUGAACAGAAGCUGGCUUUAGCGGAACGGAUUCGAGGCCACGUCCUAUCAUUGGCGCUGCAGAUGUAUGGCUGCCGAGUCAUCCAGAAAGCAUUGGAAUUUAUUCCCUCAGACCAGCAGGUAAUUGUAAGUUUCCUUUUCACUUUUCUCUUGGUGUUUCUCUGUGGCUUCCUGAUGGGCUACUACCCCUCUCCUUUGAUCAGGCCGCACAUUGCGACUCUUCGAAAGUACACCUAUGGCAAGCACAUCCUGGCCAAGCUGGAGAAGUACUACAUGAAGAAUGGCGUGGACUUGGGGCCCAUUUGUGGUCCCCCUAAUGGCAUCAUCUGAGCAGUGCACCCAUUCCUGUCCCGCUGACCUCACUGACCCUGGCAGAUCCAACCAGCAACCAGAGGUGCCCAGCUCAGAGUCGGAAGUGGGUAACGGUUGCUCUGGGAUUGCUCCCUCCUUGAAAAACGGAAUCAGAUCCACUUGUGGAAAGGCCUUUGUAAAUUUCAUUUUAUUACACAUAACAUGUACUAAUUAUUUUUUUUAAUUGACUAAUUACCCUGCUGUUUACUGGUGUAUAGGAACUUGUACAUAGGUGAUCAGUGUACAUGGGAGGCCACAUGCUUUGUUCAAUGUUGUAUCUAUAUUCCACAUGUGGACACUUUCAGGGUGGUUGGUUUAACAAAAAAAGUUUUACAAAAAAGACAAAAAAAGGUUUUUAACUCAUUUGCCUUGUGGCAAGUUUUGCAAAUAGCUCUUCCCCACCUCCUCAUUUUAUUAAAAAAAAAAAAACCUGAGAAAUUUGAAUUUUAGUUAAAUGAUCUCAAACUGGCAUUUAACACUGUUUAUAAACUAUAUAUAUAUAUAUACAUAUAUACAUAUUUGAAAUGGGAGCGUUUCAGAGUUGCUAAAGCAUCAGCCUGUGAUACGGAGUUGAUGACCUCGUGCUGAGAGAGGUGGUCGCUGCCGAUCCAGGAGGAGCGGGAACCACAGAGGCCCAAGGCCAGUGGGCAUGGCCACUUGCUGCCUAUGGGUUGCCUUCUGUGGACACUGGGAAGCAGAAUUUGAUUAUCUAGCAUGAGAGAAUAUCCAGCUCUGCUCCUGGUCUGGCUUCUAUAGAUACAUAGUGUAUACUUGUGUAGACUUUGCAUAUAUACGGAUUUGUAGUAUUUUCCUGUUUUGAUGUCUAAUCUGUAUCUAUAAUGUACCCUAGUAGUCGGACAUACUUUUGAUUGUACAAUUGUACAUUUGUAUACCUGUAAUGUAAAUGUGGAAAAGUUUGAAUCAACAUGAACACGUUUUUUGGUAAGAAGAGAAUCAGCCAGCUGUGCACUCUGUAUAUCCCGCCUUUUAUGGUCGUAGCAGAUAGUGUUGUAUAUUGUAAAUUGUAAUUUCAACCAGAAGUAAAUUUUUUUUCUUUUGAAGGAAUAAAUGUUCUUUAUACAGCCUAGUUAAUGUUUAAAAAGAAAAAACUAGCUUGGUUUAUUUGUCAGCUAGUCAAGACGGUAGUGAGAGCUUUCUAAAUGUUAUUCAGAUGAUUCAGUUCACACUAGUGUUUUGGUUUUUUUUUUUUUUAAAUCCUAAGAAAAGGUAAUGUUUCACUUAUUUUGUGACAGUCAAAAAGGAUGUGCAGAAGUUCCGCCUGCCCCUUCCCGCUCAGCGCCUUCCCCUGUAAAGUGACUCGCCCUCCGUUUUGUACAGAUGAGCUGUAUUUUGCAUUUUGUCUACUUGUAAGUGAAUGUAACAUACUGUCAAUCCUUGUUUGCAUAUAGACUGUAACACUACACGGUGUACAUUUCCAGAGCCUUGUGUAUAUUUCCAAUGAACUUUUUGCAAGCACACUUGUAACCAUAUGUGUAUAAUUAACAGACCUGUGUAUGCUUAUGCCUGGGCAACUAUUUUUUGUAACUCUUGUGUAGAUUGUCUCUAAACAAUGUGUGAUCUUUAUUUUGAAAAAAAUACAGAACUUUGGAAUCUGAA
Messenger RNA from Grammomys surdaster, 4803 nucleotides. RefSeq names its product pumilio RNA binding family member 1 (gene Pum1). The coding region runs from base 106 to 3165 and encodes 1019 amino acids. The record is from RefSeq and is a predicted model, not a curated record. Gene Ontology annotation, molecular function: mRNA 3'-UTR binding. Gene Ontology annotation, biological process: regulation of mRNA stability; miRNA processing. NCBI's taxonomy places the organism in Eukaryota, Metazoa, Chordata, Mammalia, Rodentia, Muridae. Gene Ontology annotation, cellular component: cytoplasm; cytosol. The transcript is spliced from 19 exons.